AUAAUAAAUGGUAAUGGGUGCGGAAAUUUAUGAGAGGCAAACGCAUCGUAAAUCUGCUUAUUGCUGUUCGCCUGACGUUAUUUGCUUUCCACGAAAACAUAUACAAUGAUAGAGAGAACCAGGACAAAAAUUAGAAGUUUAAACGAGGGGUUCCCGCAUCCCACACGCGCACGUUUCGGUAAUUCCAGUUUCUUUGAAUUUCUACCUCCGCGCGCGAGACAUUCUCUCAUACACUCGGGAAAGCGUCGUGAAAUACGGAGAGAGAAAUGUGUUUUUCUCUCGUGUACACACACACUCUCGCUUGAUAAGUAUGAAAAGAACAUCGCUGACUGCAGUUACGAGUGAGAUAAGAUUCGGUACUUCCCGUCAACGAAAUAAAGCGUGUGCAUAAUGAGAAAGCGUAUAUAUGUAUAUGCUGGUAAGUGUAUAUAAUGACAUUUGGAAAUGAUACUGUCAUACUUCUCUAAUUUGCAAGCGUGAGAAGACAUCAGUUGAUCACAUCCGUGAAUACAUUCACGAGAAAACCGAAGUUAAAAAAAAAGAAAUAUAUAGAGUGCAAUAUGAAAUUUUACUUGUUUAUUUUCGCCCUGCUCUUGGCAGUGAUGGCGAUCCUUGGGUAUGUACCUCCGGUCAGGAGACAGCCUCCAGGUGGCUGGAAACCUUUCCCGACUUUCCCUGGUCAGGGACCUUAUAACCCGAAGAUUAGAUUUCCUUAUUAGGAAAUCCUCACAGAUAAUGUAACUAAAUAACUUUUAUUGAAAUCUAUUUGCAUUGACGUGUACCUACUAGAAAAUGAUGCCUACUGAUACCAACCGUUCGUUUGUUUUUGUAAGAUGAUUACUGGCCAUGCAACUAACUAGCCAGUAUCUGAUAUAAAGCGAUGUAUAAAUAUUUUGUAAUAAAAAGACAAAUAAAAAUUUAAGUAUUAUUUAAA
Messenger RNA from Temnothorax curvispinosus, 934 nucleotides. Its product is annotated as abaecin-like. Gene Ontology annotation, biological process: hemolymph coagulation. Bases 561 to 719 code for a protein of 52 amino acids. The record is from RefSeq and is a predicted model, not a curated record. NCBI's taxonomy places the organism in Eukaryota, Metazoa, Arthropoda, Insecta, Hymenoptera, Formicidae. The transcript is spliced from 2 exons. Gene Ontology annotation, cellular component: extracellular region.